AUGUUUUUCAACCCUGCUGCUGAGGAGGUGAUCGAUAUCAAUACAUGGGCCCAGACCAUCAAGAGCAACCGCGAUGAGUUCAGAAACAUUUUCGUCCGUCGCUUCACCCAUGUCAAAAAUUUAGGAUCCUAUGUUCUCCAUGAGUACCUACAUGUGAUUGUGGAGGACAAUUCCACAGAUGAAUGGGCUCGUGUGAUUGUGGAACGUCAGGCUGCUCCAUUCCGUCUACGUAAGUGGAAAGCUAAGGAUCAGGUGAUUAUUCGUCGCUGGUCGGCCUCCAAAGGUUAUAAAGAUUACGAGGACCUGGAGCCCAAUUACUUUCCUUUCAAAGCUAUGAUGAGCUCUACCAGUUCAGGCCCAAUUGUUGGGGAUAUGCCCCUACCUUUAAUAACUCGCUCCUUUCGAAAGGGAAAGUUCAGCGUGGAAAAGCUUGCGGACAUACUAGUAGUGUGCCACAAUUCGGUACCGAAUUAUAGUCCUUGGACCUUCAACUGUUACUGGUUCGCGGCAACAGUCUUUGAGUCACCCAGUGUGAUACUUGGACGCUUUGUCGAUAAUCAGUGGAAAUAUGCCGAGUGGAAAGGGAAAAUAUCGAAAAUAAUCUCCGGGGAAAGAUGGGAAAAAUGUGUACAAGAAGCUGCUGAAUCUUUCAAGAAGGUUCUUCCAAACAUUCCUGUCGGCGUCCCUGAUGGUGGUAAUCCCACAGACCAUAGAAACCCCACCGUUUCCCAGGCUGAACAACAUACACAAUAUGGCCAGGAGCUGGAGGGUUAUGCUGAUAUUUUAGUGGAUAGGCUGAGAAAUGUACAGUCCCAUACGGUCCUUGAAUAG
Aspergillus pseudoviridinutans is the source of this 831-nucleotide messenger RNA. RefSeq lists its product as uncharacterized. The coding region runs from base 1 to 831 and encodes 276 amino acids. The transcript is spliced from 2 exons. Lineage: Eukaryota; Fungi; Ascomycota; Eurotiomycetes; Eurotiales; Aspergillaceae. The record is from RefSeq and is a predicted model, not a curated record.